CAAGAGUAGCCCACCUAACUGUAGUGUUGCAGUGUUUAGUCUUAGAGACUAUUUCCUGUUCUCUUGAGAUGUCUUUUAUGAGUUCACUACAGGCAGUCUUACUGCAGCUGCUGUCAUGGAGCUAAACAUUUGCUAUACUGUCGCAUACAAAAGCAGUUAAGCUGUUUGGAAUUGUUUACUUGCUAAAACCAGUGUUAGUCAGCAGAGGCAGUGCACCAGAUUUCCUUGUGGCUUUUAGUGGAAAAUGUUAAAAGCGCACUUAUUUUUCAGUUAUAGAAUUUUUCAGUUUGAUCUGGAUUAGUCACAGAACUGGCAUGAACCUUCUAAUUGUGAAGGCUGUCCAAAUGUACUAUUUUUUUCUCCUGCUAGAGGAAGUUACAUCCUGAGCAGUUGCUGAGCUCUCUGGUAAGUGUAACAUGUGAGCAUUACUAGGCAUUUCAUCCUGCGGGGCUGCAGUCUUGGCUCUUCAGGCUGUUGCUUAGUUGAAAUGCUUCUGCAGGACCGAUCCUGAGGUUGUGUAGCUAUUUCUCAAGGGCCUGCUCGUUUGCGGAUAUCGGCGGCAUUUUGCAAGAUCAUCUGAGGAACAGGAAAGCAUUUGAAAUCAACUGAAGGAUAACUGUAGCGGUUUUCGCCGGGGAAGGAACUAUAUUGGCACAGAGGCAGAUGACUGAAUAAAGUAGUUGGCUCCGAGAGGAUGCACAGUCUGCUGCUUUUCCUCUGAAUGAAGACUGUUUAAUGGAAGCUGUAUUCAUGGAGAGAUCAAAGGAAAUACUACAGUGAUAAACUACUUUCUUCCCUUCUCCUUUAAAAUGAAAACCCUGAAGCAGUAAUUGGAGCUCAAAGGUCUUCAGAUUCUUUUGCUGUCUGCUUGUUCUAUUAAGAUUCUCCACUGACACCAUUUCUGCCUGGUGCCUGUGCCUUUUUUGCUGGGCUGCUAGAAACAACUGCCUGAUGGAGAAAGAAUGAGAGCUUUGCCUUGCCUGUUACUGAUGGGAUAAAGCUAGCUCUGUUUCGCCUAUUAUCUGAAGUCUGGAUUAAUCGACUUGUAUUCUCGUACCAGUAGUCCUAUGGUCUCUUGCGAUCUGACUCAUCACAUGCUAAUGUGCUGCAGCUUUGCUGUUAGUGCAGAUGGGUCGUUUGUUCUCCUUCUGUCUUCUCUUUCUUUCCUAAACACAGAAAGCACUGACAGCGCCUGAGCUUCGUUUUCAGGAUUUAGGCUAGAUUUUAUGUGUUUUUGUUUGUUUGUUCCCUGAAUAAUAUCUGUAUUAAGUCAGUGAAGCUGAAGAAAUGAAGACCAAUUAGAAGUGGAAACAGAAUAGUGAGAUUCUGGUUUUAAUUUUCAGCUACAGACCGCCCAGCCUUCUGGUAACUAUAUGACCUUGCAGACGAGAGUGGGGAUAUCUGCUGCUACCUCUGUCACAGCAGCUGUUUCUCAUUUCAUUCUUUAUGGCGUGAUGGUGUGUCACCCAAAACAAUGAUUGUUUUGUACAAGUAAAUUUCAGAGCUCAAUGUAACUAUUUUGCUGGAAGAAAAUAUUUUUUAAAAGAAUAGUCCUAGACGGAGUUUUAAUUAUUGACAUGUUGAUGUGAACCUUUUUAGAGAUUGUAGUAACCUGCAGAAAGAAGUAGGUUUUUAUUUUUAGGAAGUUAUAUACCAUAAUUUUAAACUUAAGUUUCUCUAAUAUUACUAACUAUAAAACCAACGGCACUGUUCGGAGAAUGUUUAUAAGUGGUGUACAGAAGAGGAGGAGAAACUGCUUGUGCUCGUCCCACUGUGACUUUUAUCACAUAGCUUGGAGUUCAAUGUUUUAAAAGAGCGAAUGAGUCGAGUGUGUAUUGUUGUUUUGGAGGAGGUAGAAGAUGAUUCUCCUGUAUUCAUUUCUAAGUUGCCCCAGGACAGUACAUGUCUACAACCUCCACCUUCUGGAACUGUGUUGCCAUCACUGGUGCAAGCUAUAUUUAAUGGUGAUCCAGAUGAAGUUCGAGCACUAAUAUUUAAGAAAGAAGAUGUUAACUUUCAGGACAAUGAGAAGAGAACCCCUUUGCAUGCCGCUGCCUAUCUUGGGGAUGCAGAAAUCAUUGAGCUGCUUAUUUUAUCUGGAGCUAGAGUUAAUGCCAAAGACAGCAAAUGGUUGACACCUUUACACAGAGCAGUCGCAUCGUGUAGUGAGGAAGCAGUUCAGAUACUUUUGAAGCAUUCUGCAGAUGUUAAUGCUCGAGAUAAAAAUUGGCAGACCCCUUUACACAUAGCUGCUGCUAAUAAAGCUGUAAAGUGUGCUGAAUCUUUGGUACCUCUUCUGAGCAAUGUGAACGUGUCGGACCGAGCAGGAAGAACUGCAUUACAUCAUGCAGCUUUCAGUGGGCAUGGUGAGAUGGUCAAACUACUCUUGUCCAGAGGUGCCAAUAUAAAUGCUUUUGACAAGAAAGAUAGGCGCGCAAUCCAUUGGGCAGCAUAUAUGGGUCACAUUGAAGUAGUGAAAUUACUUGUAUCUCAUGGAGCUGAAGUGACGUGUAAGGAUAAGAAGUCUUACACACCUCUUCAUGCAGCAGCCUCUAGUGGAAUGAUCAGUGUAGUCAAGUACCUUCUAGAUCUUGGAGUUGAUAUGAAUGAACCAAAUGCCUAUGGAAACACAGCUCUUCAUGUGGCCUGUUACAAUGGACAAGAUGUUGUUGUGAAUGAGCUCAUAGACUGUGGUGCUAAUGUCAAUCAGAAGAAUGAGAAAGGGUUCACUCCUUUGCACUUUGCUGCUGCAUCAACACAUGGAGCACUGUGUUUAGAACUUCUGGUUGGCAAUGGAGCUGAUGUCAAUAUGAAGAGUAAAGAUGGGAAAACCCCACUACAUAUGACUGCCCUCCACGGUAGAUUCUCCAGAUCACAAACCAUUAUCCAGAGUGGAGCUGUAAUAGACUCUGAAGAUAAGAAUGGGAACACCCCUUUGCAUAUAGCAGCCCGGUAUGGCCAUGAGCUUCUAAUCAACACUCUAAUUACAAGUGGUGCUGACACUGCAAAGCGUGGUAUACAUGGAAUGUUCCCACUCCAUUUGGCAGCCUUAAGUGGUUUUUCAGAUUGCUGCAGGAAACUCCUUUCUUCAGGAUUUGACAUAGACACCCCAGAUGAUUUUGGCAGAACCUGUCUACACGCAGCUGCAGCUGGAGGAAAUUUGGAGUGCCUAAACCUUCUGCUGAAUACUGGUGCAGACUUCAACAAAAAGGAUAAAUUUGGAAGAUCUCCACUGCACUAUGCUGCUGCCAACUGCAAUUACCAGUGCCUGUUUGCUCUUGUGGGAUCAGGAGCAAGUGUGAAUGACCUUGAUGAGAGAGGCUGCACACCCCUGCACUAUGCAGCUACAUCUGAUACAGACGGCAAGUGCCUGGAAUACUUACUAAGAAAUGAUGCCAACCCAGGGAUCCGGGACAAACAAGGCUAUAAUGCAGUUCACUACUCAGCUGCAUAUGGUCACCGUCUGUGUCUUCAACUGAUUGCAAGUGAAACUCCUUUAGAUGUUUUAAUGGAAACCUCGGGAACAGACAUGUUGAGUGAUUCAGAUAAUAGAGCAACAAUAAGCCCUUUACAUUUGGCUGCUUAUCAUGGUCACCAUCAAGCCCUGGAAGUGUUGGUACAGUCUUUGUUAGAUCUUGAUGUAAGAAAUAGUAGUGGUAGAACACCCUUAGAUCUUGCAGCCUUUAAGGGCCAUGUUGAAUGUGUGGAUGUACUCAUUAAUCAGGGAGCUUCAAUCCUCGUAAAAGAUUACGUUUUGAAGAGAACACCUAUCCAUGCAGCAGCAACAAAUGGUCAUUCGGAAUGCUUACGGUUAUUAAUAGGAAAUGCAGAGCCACAGAAUGCAGUAGAUAUUCAAGAUGGAAAUGGACAGACACCUCUUAUGCUGUCGGUUCUCAAUGGGCACACGGACUGUGUAUACUCACUACUGAACAAAGGAGCAAAUGUAGAUGCCAAAGACAAGUGGGGAAGGACAGCGUUGCACAGAGGGGCAGUGACAGGCCAUGAAGAGUGUGUAGACGCAUUACUUCAACAUGGUGCUAAGUGCUUACUACGGGACAGCCGGGGUCGGACACCCAUACACUUGUCAGCAGCCUGUGGACACAUUGGAGUUCUUGGAGCCCUUUUGCAGUCAGCAACAUCUGUGGAUGCAAAUCCAGCCAUAGUAGACAAUCAUGGGUAUACAGCACUUCACUGGGCUUGCUACAAUGGUCAUGAGACAUGUGUGGAGCUACUUUUAGAACAGGAUGUUUUCCAGAAAAUAGAUGGAAAUGCUUUCAGCCCCCUGCAUUGUGCCGUGAUCAACGACAAUGAAGGUGCUGCUGAGAUGCUGAUUGACACCUUAGGAGCCGGCAUUGUGAAUGCCACAGAUGCAAAGGGAAGAACUCCUCUCCACGCCGCUGCCUUCACAGACCAUGUGGAGUGUUUACAACUGCUGCUCAGCCAGAAUGCUCAGGUCAAUUCUGCAGACUCUACCGGAAAAACACCUCUCAUGAUGGCUGCAGAAAACGGACAAACCAAUACAGUUGAGAUGCUGGUUAGCAGUGCUAGUGCAGAUCUGACAUUACAAGAUAAGAGUAAAAACACCGCCCUUCAUUUGGCUUGUGGCAAGGGUCAUGAAACUAGUGCCUUGUUAAUUCUGGAAAAGAUAACAGAUAGAAACCUCAUCAAUGCAACCAACGCAGCCUUGCAAACACCUCUGCAUGUUGCUGCCCGAAAUGGGCUCACAAUGGUUGUUCAAGAGCUCCUGGGGAAAGGAGCAAGUGUGCUUGCUGUUGAUGAGAAUGGCUACACCCCAGCUUUGGCCUGUGCUCCCAAUAAGGAUGUGGCUGACUGCCUGGCUCUCAUUUUGGCCACCAUGAUGCCUGUCUCGUCCAGUAGCCCAUUGACAUCCCUGACAUUCAAUGCCAUUAACCGUUAUACCAACACCUCAAAAACAGUUAGCUUUGAAGCCUUGCCUAUCAUGAGGAAUGAAGCCAGCUCCUACUGCAGUUUUAACAACAUUGGUGGGGAGCAGGAGUACUUGUACACCGACGUGGAUGAGCUCAACGACUCUGACUCCGAGACCUACUGAAAGGCCGAGUGAGCUGCAGCUCUAAGGAAGUUCUGGCACUGAAACUUCAAAUCGGGCUUUUUCGGGAAAAAGGCACUUUCUUAUCACACACAGAUUCAACCUGAAGAAAGAUCAUGCAGUGAGCGAAUGGAAGAAACAUGACGACAUUAGGAAGAAGAGUCUUAAAGGCAAGUUUUGCAAAAGGAACUUCUAGAAUCUUAAUAAUGACUUGACCAGUGGAAAGCACGGUGAUGUCGAUUGCUUUGUGGGAUCCUUUAAUUGGCUUUGCAGUGCCAGAAAUUGGGACACUGCUCCCUGACCUGCUUACAUGGGCAACACUGCUGUAAAGAAAGAGAUCGAAACACUAGAUUAAAUUUUACCCAUAAAAUUACAGCUAAAUUUUAAUGCAAUAAAAGUUUGGUAUAAUAGGCAUUAUGUACACAUCAAAUUGCCAAGGACCAAAUAACAUACAGAUUUUUUUAUUAGAACUCCAUUUUGUGGAAACGGAAAUAGAUGAAAUGAGAAGUCAGCUAAAGCAAACUUCAGUGCUUCUGAAAGUGAAGCCAGAUUUGGUUUGGUGUUGAUUUUUAUAAAGAAAGUGUCUCCCGGUACUGUAUUAAGCCAUGAGAGAGGAAGCAGAUGUAUUUUUACAUUUUUUAAUAUAAAAGUUUUUAGAUUCCACUUUUUAUAGACUUCAGAACCAGUUAACUGGGUGCAGCGUGGUUGAAAGUACUAGAGACAGACAGAGAUGAAGUCAGGGCUGUUGCCCACAAUUGAGUGGUUUGCUUUUAAAUUGAAUUGUUUUUUUUUUAAGGAAUUCCGUAGAGGAAAUUUUUAAUGAAUUUAAAAAACAGACUAUUUCACCUCUUGUAAUGCAGCGGUCCUGGAGAAAGGGACAUCUGAGCCUCUCUGUGCGCGGCACACCUGCAUCACAUUAGUUACUUUGGGACCUCUCUUUUUUGGCUGGAGGAAUUCGAUUGUCAUUUAUUUUAAUCUUUGAACUUUAAAAACAAGAAUCAAAAUUUUAAAAAGUUUGAAGACUCUUGUUAUGAAACAAUGUCGAAAGCUGGCUUUGAAUUCUAUACAAACUGGGAUUGUAAAUGUUUUAUGUAAAAGAAAAUACCUAAAAAUGUAUCUGCUUCUUCCUCUCAUGCGCCCUCACAGUACUGGAAGGCUCUUGAAUGCAUCCUUUCUUUUGUUGUUGUUGUUGUUGUAGUCGUUUGUUGUUUUAAGACAGGGUUCUCUAUGUGUAGCCCUGGUUGUACUAGAAUUUGCUUUGUAGACCAGGCUGGCCUUGAUCUCACAGAGAUUCACCUGUCUCUGCUUCCUAAGUGCUGGGAUUAAAGGUGUGCACCACCAAUGCCUGGCUUCAGAUGUUUUCUUUAUAAAAAUCAACAUCAAACCAUUUGGCUUCCUUUUCAGAAGCAUUGGAGUUUGCUUUAGCUGAUGAUUCAUAACAUAAGCAGAAUCAGGUUAUUUGGAAGGCAUUUCUGUAUUGGGCAAGAUUUAAAAUACUUCAGGCUUUAGGUCCUCCUGAGAUCUAGAGUAGCGGGUGUUCAGCUUCUUACUGUCAGAGAGAUUGCCUUUCAGGUAACAGAGAAGAGGCUGACAUUAGGCUAAUUUUAAAUUACACUUUUCUGUGGUUCUUUUAUUGUAACUGUCACUUUCCCAGUAACAAUGAUUUUACAUUGGGGGGAGGGGUCUUAAUAGAGCUGGGUAAAGUUCCAUACAUUGCAACAAAAUGAUACCCAAUUUCAUCUUACCCUUUUUGUAUUGUGAAACUGGAACUUUAUGACAUUGUAAAUUAUCAGCUGGUUUUUCUGAAUAUAAAGUGUGAAAACACAGAACAGUAUUUUGAUCUAUUUGAUAAUUUUGUGGGUUUUUUGAAGAAUUAAUGAGCAUGUACAUAGAAAUAGUGACUGCUUGAAUCCUGUAUUUACUUGCACUCUUUCAGUACAUCAAGAUUCCUGUAUAUUUUAGAGUAUAAUAAAACACAGACGUGAGCUGUAUUUAAUGAA
Messenger RNA from Mus caroli (Ryukyu mouse), 7068 nucleotides. RefSeq names its product ankyrin repeat domain 28 (gene Ankrd28). Lineage: Eukaryota; Metazoa; Chordata; Mammalia; Rodentia; Muridae. The record is from RefSeq and is a predicted model, not a curated record. Gene Ontology annotation, molecular function: protein binding. Gene Ontology annotation, cellular component: nucleus.